This is a messenger RNA of Orbilia oligospora ATCC 24927, 1494 nucleotides long. RefSeq lists its product as uncharacterized. The record is from RefSeq and is a predicted model, not a curated record. NCBI's taxonomy places the organism in Eukaryota, Fungi, Ascomycota, Orbiliomycetes, Orbiliales, Orbiliaceae. Bases 1 to 1494 code for a protein of 497 amino acids. The transcript has 4 exons.
AUGGCUGCCUUCACACUCGGAACAUUCAUCAGGCUCGCCCAACCUCAUGAUUCAGCCUCAAGCAGCAUCGAGGCCGCUUUAUCAGUACCGGAAGGAGUUUGGGCAUUCCAAUAUGAUAUAACCAAUAGUUUCGUCUCCGCCUCUUGGACUCCGUCGAAUAAAUUGAAAAAACCAAAACCAAAGAAUUCAAGAUAUCGUCUGCGACUAUGGAGUGGUAGCGAACCUCAGAAUAUGGAAUUAAAUGGGAUGGAACAGACGGUUGAGUUUGAGUUGAAUAACCCACCGCGGGAGCAACCGAUUGAGAGGAUUACAUUGGAUAUAUGUUUUUGGUUUGGGAUUGAAAGGGUUGGUGAUGGCUCUGGGAGUAGUAACUCAAACUCGCAAAUAUGGUCGGACCUCAUCCAAGAAUUGGAAAAUACGACCCGUAUUUACACCUACUUAAACACUUUGAGCGUGAGGUGGAAACCGGUAGUUGACAGAUUCCAGAAAGCGAACCAGUCAAUCAAAGACGUAGAUCAGAAAACGAUAGCACAAGGCCGGAGAGCGGAAUGGAUCUGGAGGGAGAUGAGAGGUCUCCAAACAGGCAUCGAAGAGCUACGACGAAUAAUUUCUACUGGAGAACCAUUCGCCCAGAAUGACUAUAUCGAAAGCACAAAUGCUAAUGGAGAUGCUUCAGAGGACUUGAAACUUGAAAAGGAGAUGCUUGAGGAGGAGAAAACGAACCUUCAGAGGGACAUCAAAAAGUUAAAGAAAAAGAUCGCUACAAAUGAUGUAGAUAUCACGGAGCUAUCGGAAACGGUAUAUCGCCUACAAUGUGAAAACGACAUUCUCAAGGGCGAAGGGACGGCCGAAGGAACAGGCGAAGGAACAGGCGAAGACGCUAUUGCCAUCGCACUUGACGAGAUUAAAUCGCAAGAAAAUGAAUAUCAGGGUAUUAGUUUUCUAGGUCUGGGUACGAGACAAGGUAUUAGUCAAAGGAUCGUUCAGAAGGAACGACCCCGAGAGAAUCGGAUGAAACACCGUGCGAAGAGUCGUGAUAGAGCCCCCGCGUUCGGAAGGAAGAACCGCGAUAAAGCCGUGGACUCCUCUCCUUCGACGCGGAAGCCGAUAUCGACUACGGCGUUUAGAUCAAGACCCGCGAGGAUCCAAGAAUACCAGCCAGCCCGCCGGUUUUCAGACGAUAGGAUCCCAACGGCCUCGCAAGAAUCACCAAGACUAAGUAGAAACACCGGCGCUACUUUUCUGGAUGCGGGCUUAAGAGCAGCGCCCACCUCUCUGAAUGCCCGAGGGGCCACUCAGUAUGAGGCCCCGACAGCGCCUAAGAACAAAAGAUUACCCAAACACCCUGAAGGAAUUCCAAUAGCACCGCCUGAUCUAGUGGCUUUUGCUGAGUUCCUGGUCAAGAACCCAGGACCGAAACAACCAGACCCCUAUGUAUACAGAAGGGAUCGCAGGGGUGGGCGGGGUCCAUCGGGUUGGGACACAUAUGUUUAA